This is a messenger RNA of Maudiozyma saulgeensis, 549 nucleotides long. NCBI's taxonomy places the organism in Eukaryota, Fungi, Ascomycota, Saccharomycetes, Saccharomycetales, Saccharomycetaceae. The record is from the annotation of a GenBank genome assembly.
AUGAUGCAUUUUAGGAAGAAAUCUGGGCUAUCUACCCACUCAGAUGAAAAACGUCACUCAAAGGUAGAAGUCUCUAAAGAAGAUGCUGAAAGAUUAAAAGUUAGAACAGCUUCUGUUAAUGAUCCCAUUCUAGAUGCUGUUCAAGAAGCUCAACCAUUCGAACAAGCUGCUGAUACUUUUCAUGAUAAUAUGAAUAGACAAUCAUAUUUCUCUAAUGAUGGUACCAAUGUCCUGACUGAUGUCUUUGGUCAAACUAUUAAUCAACCUGACAUUUCUAAUCCAACUAGAGCUAGAGAUGAAAGACCACUAGAUACAAUUAGAAGUUUUGAAUAUGCUGUAUCGGGUGAUCCAUAUUGGUCUCAACAAUUAGAAACUCCACAAUAUGGGUUUAAUGUUAGACCUGAUUUCCCAUUGGCUCAACCAUUUGAAACAAAUCCAUAUGGCCAACAGCAACAACAACAAGCAGUAUACCAACCACCUCAACCACCUGCUGAUGAUGGUAAGAAAAAGAAGAAGAGAAACUGGUUCGGUAAAAAGAAGAAGAAUUGA